AAUAGAGUGAUAAUUAUAAACAUUUACAUAUUUCAGAACAAAACUUGCCAAUCCAACAUUAGCAAAACGUAGUAUAGAUGAAGAAGAAACAUUUAGAGAGAAAUUAAAAGCAAUGCUAGACCGCAAUAAGAUGCAUGAACAACAGAAAGCCAGAGAAUAUUUGAAAAAAGACCAUAUGGAUGAAGACACUAGAGAUUAUCAUCGGAACAGCCGUGCUGAACUAAUAGGGAAAGUUGAAAAGCUGUUAACAGCGUUGGGUAAAGAUGGCCGACAAUGCGUGUUAUACAAAUUAUGUAAAGCAUCACAAUCAUCAACGCAACAAGGGACGUUCCUUGAGGAAUUACUUAGAAUUAUUUUCACGUUACCUAAAGGUACUCAAUUUACCAAAGAUGAACAUCAGGAAUAUGAUAAGGCACACACUUCAACAGAAAACUGCGAUAAGUUUUAUCCCGGAUGUAAUCAUUAUACCUGAAAAUCAUAAUUUGUAGAAAUAAAAUAUUCGUUUGAAAAAUGAUGCAUUUUUACUAUAAUAAACCUUUGUCCUAAGAUGUGUCGCGUAUCUUCGGCCGCGAAACUUUAGAU
This is a messenger RNA of Diatraea saccharalis (sugarcane borer), 582 nucleotides long. The record is from the annotation of a GenBank genome assembly. Lineage: Eukaryota; Metazoa; Arthropoda; Insecta; Lepidoptera; Crambidae.